Messenger RNA from Symphalangus syndactylus (siamang), 3590 nucleotides. RefSeq names its product elongator acetyltransferase complex subunit 4 (gene ELP4). The record is from RefSeq and is a predicted model, not a curated record. Gene Ontology annotation, biological process: tRNA wobble uridine modification. Gene Ontology annotation, cellular component: elongator holoenzyme complex; cytoplasm; transcription elongation factor complex. Lineage: Eukaryota; Metazoa; Chordata; Mammalia; Primates; Hylobatidae.
UCCCAGAGUUCCUAUUGGGUUAACACUGGAGGCUCUAAGAUGGCGGCAGUGGCAACCUGCGGCAGUUCUGCCGGGAGUACUGGGUCUGCAGUGGCGACAGCCAGCAAGAGCAACGUCACCAGUUUCCAGAGGAGGGGUCCUAGAGCCAGCGGGACCAACGACAGCGGCCCUCGACUGGUGUCCAUUGCGGGCACGCGACCGUCGGUGCGGAAUGGACAGCUGCUGGUAUCAACCGGGCUCCCAGCCCUGGACCAGCUCUUAGGUGGAGGUUUAGCCGUUGGAACAGUUCUUCUAAUUGAGGAGGAUAAAUAUAAUAUUUACUCACCUUUGCUCUUCAAGUAUUUCCUGGCAGAAGGAAUUGUCAAUGGGCAUACUUUGUUGGUUGCAUCUACUAAAGAGGAUCCUGCCAACAUUUUACAGGAACUCCCAGCACCAUUACUUGAUGAUAAAUGUAAAAAGGAAUUUGAUGAAGAUGUAUACAAUCAUAAAACACCAGAAUCUAAUAUUAAGAUGAAAAUAGCUUGGCGUUACCAGUUAUUACCCAAGAUAGAGAUUGGACCAGUAUCAUCUUCAAGAUUUGGUCACUAUUAUGAUGCAUCAAAAAGAAUGCCACAAGAACUAAUUGAGGCUUCAAAUUGGCAUGGAUUUUUUCUUCCAGAAAAAAUAUCUUCAACUCUCAAAGUAGAACCCUGUUCUUUGACCCCUGGCUACACAAAGCUGCUUCAGUUUAUCCAGAACAUCAUUUAUGAGGAAGGAUUUGAUGGAUCCAAUCCUCAGAAAAAACAGAGAAACAUUUUAAGAAUAGGAAUUCAGAAUCUUGGCUCACCUUUAUGGGGAGAUGAUAUUUGCUGUGCAGAAAAUGGUGGCAACAGUCACAGCCUUACCAAGUUCCUCUAUGUUCUCCGUGGUCUUCUGAGAACCUCUCUUUCAGCCUGCAUCAUCACAAUGCCAACACAUCUGAUCCAGAAUAAAGCCGUUAUUGCCCGCGUCACAAACUUGUCAGAUAUAGUAGUUGGUCUGGAAUCAUUUAUUGGUUCUGAGAAAGAAACUAACCCAUUGUAUAAGGAUUAUCAUGGCUUGAUUCAUAUACGGCAGAUUCCUCGGCUUAAUAACUUGAUCUGUGAUGAAUCAGAUGUCAAAGACUUAGCUUUUAAAUUAAAAAGGAAGCUAUUCACCAUUGAGAUAUGCUGGCCUUCUCACUACUCCUGGAUUCACCCAGCAAACUACCUCCUCAGGGCCUUGAUAUUGCUAUUCCCUCUGCCUAGGACAAUGCAAAUUAAAAUGACAACUAUCAUGUCAUACCCAUCAAAUUGGUACAUUUUCUAAAGCCUGGCAGUCAAGUAAGUUGGCAAAGAAGUUAAGAGAAACAGGAACUUUCAUACUCUACUGAUGGUUAUAUAAACUGUUACAACUGCUUCUCAGAAAAAGUUGGCAAUAACUUGUAAUAUGGAUACCGUGGAUGAUUUUUGACCAGGAAAUUCCACUUGUGGAUAUACACUCUAGAACAACUUCAGCACAUAAAUAAGAGGAAAAGUAAAAGAAUGUUGAAUAUAGCAUUUUUUGUGAGACAGAAAAAUAUGUUACAAAAUGAUACAUGCAUUAUGAUUGCAUUUGUGUGAAAUUUAUGAAAUUUUAAACAUGUAAAAUAACAUUAUACAUUAUUUAUGUAUAUACAUAUAUCUAGUAGUGAUUCAAAACUGUCCAUGAGAAAAAUAAAUGUCAAAUUUAUUUCAGUGCUUACCUAUAGAGAAGUAUGGAGUAGUGGAGAGAUAUACAGGAAUCUUCACUAUUCUUUUAUUCUGAAGCAAGUGUGACCAAAUGUUAGAAGGCAAUAAAGUUUAGUGAUGAGUACAUGGAUUCUUUAAUUAAUGUUAUUUUCUGAGUUUUCUAUAUAUUUGAAAUAUUUCUACGUAAAUACACACAUGCCCCAAAUCUAGCCACUUCUUACCACCUCUGCUGCUGCAAUUGUGAGCCUAAUCCCCAUCAUACCUUGCUAUCAUCAGCUUCUCACAAAGGCUGCUACAGUAGCCUCCUAAAUUGUGUACCCACACUUGUUUGCCAUACACCAUUCAAAGUAAUCCUUUAUCAUGAAGUAAAUCAGAUUAUGCUACUCCACUGCUCAGAACACGCCAGUGGCUUCUCAUUAAAAUCCGUACUAUUUACUGUGACUUAACAAAGCUCCUGUCUACUCUCACAACUCAUUCCCUACCACUUUCCCCCUAGCCCACCAAGCUGCAACCACCUUCAUCAUCUUGCUGUUGCUUGCCAACCAUGUUCUUACUUCAGCGACUUGCACCUACUGUACCCUCUAGUACAGUAAUACUAGUACCACUAGUAUUCCUUGCAUUGUUCCCUACUUCACUUUUUUUAAGUCCUCUGCUUGAAUGACCUUCUCAGAAAGGCUUUCCCUGACCAACCUAUCUUUAAAAUAUCCUCUCCCCAGGCCGGGUGUGGUGGCUCAUGCCUGUAAUCCCAGCACUUUGGGAGGCCGAGGCGGGUGGAUCACAUGAUGUCAGGAGUUCGAGACCAGCCCGACCAACAUGGUGAAACUGUAUCUCUACUAAAAAAUACAAAAAUUAGCCAGGCAUGGUGGCAGGCGCCUGUAAUCCCAGCUACUCAGGAGGCUGAGGCAGGAGAAUCACUUGAACCCAAGAGGCGGAGGUUGCAUGAGCCGAGAUCAUGCCAUUACAUUCCAGCCUGGGUGACAGAGCAAGACUCUAUGUCAAAAAUAAAUCCUCUCCCUGGCCUAAAGCAAUGACACCCCUGUAACAAUGGCAUUCUAGUGCCAGUUCUUGGUCUCUGGGCUCAGUUUUCCAGUAAAAGAAACCAGGGCUUCAGGAGAAGUGUUUGAUUGCUUGAUUCCAUGCCCAAAGAAGGGAAAAUAUAAAACAAGACUGAGCAUCAUGUGCCAAAAAGUAAGGAAACAUUUAAAGAAAGACGGAUGGGGACAUGUCAGAAAACCCACAGGAGCCAGCCUGAAAUAGCUCCUAAUGACCAAAGAUAAAACAAUUUGAGCAAGAAAAUAAUAUUGUUUUUUAGCCCCCAAAGUAAAAUAAAUAUCUAUGAGUUCAUACUAUUGUAAUAAAUAAUGAAUUAGUAAAUAUCAAAGGAAAGAGAGAAAUAGAGAAUUGCUAUUAGGCAGAUAACACAGUAAUAAAUGUUGCAAACAAGAUUCCUCAAAGGAUGCAAAAAUUAAUGGGUAGAAAUUUGAGCAAGGUACUUACAAAGUAUAAGGUAAAACUUUAUAUUGGAGAUACUGACAGACACCAACUUGACAAAAUAGUCAAGGUAAACAGCACCAGUAUAUAGGACAUAUCAGCAUCAUGAACCCCUUGGUAAAAUGCACUGAGAAGCAGACAUUAUUUUUUUAGCAGUCUUGCCAAAAAUGCGUACCUUCUAUCAUGAAAAAAUUUCAGACAAACCCAUAUUGAGGAACGUUCUAUAAAAUAACUGAUCAGUACUCUUUAGAAGUAUCAAAGUCAUACAUAAAAGAUGAGGAAAAAUUGAGGAAUUGUUAUAGACUAGAGGAGGCUAUGGAGAUAUAGCAACUGAAUGCAAGUGGGAUCCUGGAAUUACAAAAAAAAAAAGAA